Messenger RNA from Prosopis cineraria, 1848 nucleotides. Its product is annotated as aspartic proteinase NANA, chloroplast. Gene Ontology annotation, biological process: proteolysis. Gene Ontology annotation, molecular function: aspartic-type endopeptidase activity. The transcript is spliced from 2 exons. The record is from RefSeq and is a predicted model, not a curated record. The coding region runs from base 214 to 1623 and encodes 469 amino acids. Lineage: Eukaryota; Viridiplantae; Streptophyta; Magnoliopsida; Fabales; Fabaceae.
UGUGAUCUGUCUUUCUUUCUUGUCAUAACUUCCAACCAAAAUUGAGAUGGACCCUUCUGUAAAACUGAAACUAGUUGAAGGUCACUAUUUUUAGCCUCUUUUCUCCAGAUUUUCUUUAUAUCUUCCUUCCUCCUCUGUUUCUUCUUGAAACCCAUUCAUUAUCUUCUUCUUCCUUUUCAUCUGCUGAAUCAAAACUCGCAAAAAAUCAUCGCCAUGAAGCAGCAGAGGAAGAAGAAGACGACUAGGAUUUGCUGGAUUCCUCCAAUUUCACUCGUCCCCAUUUGCUGCUUCCUCUUCUUACCCAUCAUUGCUCACAGCUCAAAUGACCAAACUUCAGCUACAAUGAGGCUUGAAUUGGUUCACAGGCACGACCCUCGAGUUCAGUUCCAUGGCAGGAAACAGAGUCUUGACAGGUUCGAACGAGUCAAAGAGCUUGCUCACAGAGACAUGAUUCGCCACACGAGAAGGAAGGUUUGGGAAACUUUUGAAAUGCCAAUGCACGCAGGGAGAGAUUUAGGAGCUGGAGUGUAUUUUGUUCAAGUCAAAGUUGGCACACCAUUUCAGAGAUUCUGGCUUAUUGCAGAUUCAGGAAGCGAUCUCACCUGGUUCAACUGCAAUUACAAGCCUCAAAAUUUCACUUCACAUCGCAAGCGAAAAUCUCAGAGCCGAAGGAGGGUGUUUUCUCCUCAUCGUUCUCGUACAUUUCAACCAGUGGCUUGCUCAUCUCAGGAAUGCAAGGUUGAUCUCAGCCACCUGAAUUCUCUCCGGGCUUGUCCUAAUUCAUCAGCUCCAUGCCUUUAUGACUACAGAUACCUUGAUGGCUCAGGAGCAAUGGGAUUGUUUGGCAGGGACACUUUCACAGUAGGCCUGACAAAUGGGAGGAAAGGGAAACUGAGAAACAUGAUUAUUGGAUGCACAAGAUCUGUGAUUAAAGGUCCAACAGUUAGCAAGGACAUUGAUGGCUUAUUAGGGCUAGGUCUUUCAGAUGACUCUUUCGUUGCUACAGCUGCUUCACAAUAUGGAGGCAAGUUCUCAUACUGCUUAGUUGACCAUCUAAGCCACAAAAACGUUUCAAAUUUCCUAACUUUUGGCACAACAAUUUCAAAAGCAAGUCUCCUGAGAGAAAUCCACACAACCCCACUUGUGGUAAUCUCUUCAAAUUAUGGCCUAAAUGUGGUAGGUAUCUCCAUUGGAGACCGGCUUCUGAGAAUCCCACAAAUAGUCUGGGAUUUCAAUGCUAAUGGAGGAGCCAUACUUGACUCAGGCACUUCCUUGACAUUACUUGCCAUGCCUGCCUAUGUAUCUGUCAUGGAGGCUCUGGUGAAACCUUUAGAUGCGUUUGAGAAAAUGAAGGCAUUUGAGCCAUUUGAGUAUUGUUACAGUAAAAAGGGGUUCAAUGAGAGUUUAGUGCCAAGACUGGCUUUUCACUUUGAAGGAGGUGCAAGGUUUGAGCCACCAGUGAAGAGCUAUGUGAUUGAUGUUUCUCCAAAAGAGAAGUGCAUUGGGAUUGUUGGAAUUGAUUGGCCUGGUGUUUCAAUCAUAGGCAAUAUUAUGCAGCAAAAUCAUUUGUGGGAAUUUGAUUUGUUUCAUAACACUGUGAGCUUUGCUCCAUCUCCAUGCUGAUAUAUACCAAAUUUAAGUGUUUGGUUCUUCAUUUGCAGGAGAAGAAACAGCACACAAACAGACAAGCAAAUGACUUUAAUUUGAGACUUCUUAUAGUUGCUUUGUUGUUAUAUAUUGUGAUGUGAUUAUGACAAUGAUGAUUAAUAUAUUCUUUCAAUUCUCUUUCUAUAUAAUUUCUUUGUUUAAUAAUACAUACAAAUGUGUAUCAUAAAGCAAGUGAAAGUU